Molecule: messenger RNA, 2010 nt
Organism: Habropoda laboriosa
Lineage: Eukaryota; Metazoa; Arthropoda; Insecta; Hymenoptera; Apidae
Product: sodium-dependent nutrient amino acid transporter 1-like
Exons: 11
Coding region: 52-2010 (652 amino acids)
Biological process (GO): sodium ion transmembrane transport
Cellular component (GO): membrane
Molecular function (GO): L-amino acid transmembrane transporter activity
Source: RefSeq, a predicted model, not a curated record
CGGUGCUCCACGUUCCCGCCACGGUUUCAAAUACCGGUGAAUAUCUACAGGAUGCAGAAGCAAGGAAGACAGAACGUUGCUUUCAUCGGUGACGAUGGCCACGCUACCGAUGAUUUUCAACAUUCGAAUGCAGACAGAAACGAGAAGUUUCAAGAAACCGAUUCCUUCAGCUUCAAUUAUGGGAUCCAGGAUAACAGAAAAUUGCCCCUCUCGUCGUCGCUUCCGGAGGAAAUGUCCGUCACAGAGAAUGAAGCGGAGAGACAAACCUGGGGGAAUGGAUUAGAAUUCUUGAUGUCCUGCAUCGCUAUGUCCAUUGGUCUUGGUAAUGUUUGGAGAUUUCCUUUCACAGCCUACGAAAACGGCGGCGGUGUCUUUCUCAUACCUUACAUCAUCGUCCUGUUCCUCGUUGGUAAACCGUUCUACUACCUGGAAAUGAUUAUGGGACAGUUCUGCAGCAGGUCGUCGGUGAAAAUGUGGGCUGCAGCACCCGGUUUCCGAGGCGUUGGUUGGGCGCAAAUGUUCUCCAUGCUCGCCGUGGGAACGUACUACUGCUCCCUGAUGUCUGUAACCCUUUACUACCUAAUCGCAAGCUUUCAAGCUCACCUUCCUUGGUCCAGUUGCCUCGAAGAAUGGGGAGAUUCUUGCGUGGACUCCGGAGGAUCGUACAACAUCGUCGAACGAAACGGUACCAACAUGAUUAGCUCUGCUGAACUUUACUUUAGGAUAACAGUGUUGAAAGAAAAGCCAAGUAUAGACGACGGUAUAGGACUGCCAGAUUGGAAGCUGACAAUUUGUCUUCUGGUCGCGUGGUGUUGCAUAUUCGGCGUGUUGGCACGUGGAGUGAAGAGCUCGGGGAAAGCGGCCUAUUUCCUCGCGAUCUUUCCUUACAUCAUCAUGAUAAGCCUGCUGGUCAGAGCGGUCACCCUGGACGGUGCCGUAAACGGGAUAAUUUUCUUCAUCAAGCCAAACUGGGAGAAGCUAUUCGAUGCGAACGUCUGGUACGCUGCAGUCACACAGUGUUUCUUUUCACUGUCGGUGUGCUUCGGUGGUGUCGUCAUGUACUCAUCCUACAACGACUUUAGGCACAAUAUAUACAGGUUAUUAGAGAUAAUUGAUACCAACGAUGCACUCACCAGUUUAAUGGCCGGUUUCACCAUUUUUGGCAUCCUCGGGAAUUUAGCUCACGAACUGGGCACCGAGGACAUCAGCAAUGUUGUACGAGGUGGAACCGGUCUUGCUUUCGUCUCUUAUCCGGAUGCAAUUGCGAAGUUUACUGUUCUGCCCCAGCUAUUUUCCGUAUUAUUCUUCUUGAUGCUCUACGUCCUUGGUAUCGGAAGCGCUAUCGCUCUAGCAGGCGCAAUUAUCACCAUUAUUAACGAUCAAUUCCCAAAUUGGAAGCACUUGUAUGUGGUACUUGGCACGGUUACCUUUGGAUUUUGCGUCGGAGUUAUUUAUUGCACACCUGGUGGUCAGUUUAUGCUGGAACUGGUAGAUUACUAUGCAGGCUCUUUCGUAGUAUUCAUAUUGGCUACUUUGGAGAUAACUGGCGUCUUUUGGGUGUACGGGUUGGAAAAUUUCUUGGACGACGUGGAGUAUAUGUUGAAAAGAAGACCAUCCGCUUAUUGGAGGCUCUGUUGGGGUGUUUUCACCCCUCUUCUACUGGCUGUGAUCUUAAUUUAUACUUUAGUCACUCUGAGACCCUUGACUUACAGUGGUAUCUCUUAUCCGGACAGCGCACACGCUGCUGGAUGGACCAUUUGUGCCUUCGGUGUCCUGCAAGUCCCCUUCUGGAUGACCUACACCAUAAUUUCUAAAAGAAACGUAGACCUGUCUGAGAAGAUCAAGUCAGCCUUCAGACCGUCUGCCGACUGGGGACCAAGAAAUUCCAGGGAGCUGGCCUCCUGGCGCGAAUUUAAAGAGACCAGGAGAAAAAUCCGGGAGAAACGAGACUGCUCCAGGAUGAAACAGUUCGUUUACGUAUUACUCUCUUGGGAGGAUAAACUCGUGUGA